Solanum pennellii is the source of this 1155-nucleotide messenger RNA. RefSeq names its product GDSL esterase/lipase At1g28640-like. Lineage: Eukaryota; Viridiplantae; Streptophyta; Magnoliopsida; Solanales; Solanaceae. The coding region runs from base 43 to 822 and encodes 259 amino acids. The transcript has a single exon. The record is from RefSeq and is a predicted model, not a curated record. Gene Ontology annotation, molecular function: hydrolase activity, acting on ester bonds.
CCACCUCCUCAGUCUCAUGACCCAUCACAGAUUGUCACGUUCAUGAAGUUCUUUUAUAAACAUUGCUUCAACUUUCACGACUGUGGAAAAAACAAGCUUCUUCAGAAGGCACUCAUCUUUAUGGAUCAACCCGGCAUCAACGACUACAAGCAGGCCUUCUUACAUGGAAAAUCUAUUUCUGAGGUGUCCCAUCUCGUGCCUGAAGUGGUGGAGACCAUUAAGAAUUCAGUAGAAAGACUCAUCAAAGAAGCUGAAGCAAAAACUGUUGUGGUUUCUGGAAUUGUACCCAUGGGCUGCUUUCCGGGUUAUCGGACUCUGUUUCCUGAGGGCGAUUCAAUUGACAAAAGCAGAUGCCACAAGGGACUGAAUAUGUUCGCAAAGCUUCACAAUGAUCACCUUUGGCAAGCAAUUCUGGAGCUGCGUAUGAAAUACCCUGAUGUUCACAUCAUAUAUGCAGAUUACUACAAAGCGUUCAUGGCCCUUCUAAAGAACCAUACCUUUCUGGGAUUCAAAAAGAAUACUUUGAUGAAGGCAUGUUGUGGCAGUAGUGAUGGUCUGUUCAACUUUGAUGUGCAGAAGAAGUGUGGAGAUGAUGGAGCAGCAACAUGUUCUGAUAGGGCUUCUUAUAUACAUUGGGAUGGAUUUCAACUGACCCCUGAGGCUUUGGAGAACCUGAUUGAUACACUCUUCAGCCAUAAAGGGUUCAUAUUUCCAGAAACCAAGUUUGGAGAAGAUACGGCAGCAUUAGAAGGGCAUCAUUCCAGGAACCAUGGAGGAGUCAAAGACAUGUCUUCUAUUGUGAGGCAUUUACUCUUCGUCUAAGAUAGUUGUUUAUGUUCAGUUACAUCUCAGCAAAUAGUAUGGGUUCAAAGAGUAGGCCCUGAGUGAUUCAUAUAUAUGUACAGGGGAAUGCUCCUCUUAGCUUCUGUAACAACUAACUAUACUUUUGAGUUUUAUCAAAUAAAAGUAUCCUGAUUUGAUUCAAACAUUAUUCUAGAGAUGAUUUAAAUGCUUAUUAAGUACUCUGUUUAUCUUGUUGUGUUAUCUUUCAACCUUAUUCUUAAGCCAGAGAUUAACAACUAAGGGUUUGACUGUUCGUAAGAAGCUUAGAAUCAGAAAGGACUUAGAAUGGUGGAUAACUCAAAUGCCCUCUUU